AUGGAACCGGAGCCGCCCGCGCAGGACCCGCCCCCCAGCGCCGCCUCCAGCUCCGGCACCGGCGGCGGCGGCGGAGAGAAGGGCGGUCCGUGCGAGGAGUGCGGGGAGCAGCCGUGGAAGUACCGGUGCCCGGGCUGCUCCCGCCUCACCUGCAGCCUCCCCUGCGUCCAGGCCCACAAGCGUCGCACCGCCUGCUCCGGCAAGCGCCCCCGCACGGCCCCCGUCCCGCUCGCCCAGUUCGACGACAACCAGCUCCUCUCCGAUUACAACUUGCUGGAGGAGACGAACCAGGUCCGGGAGGCGGCCCACAGGCUGGUCGUCGGCUACGGCCGCAACUACGGCGGAGGCGACGGGGCCACGCUGCCGUCCUGGCUCUUCUUCCUCCGCAAGGCCGCGCACCGCCGCGGCGUGCGCCUCUUCUUCCUCCCCAGGGGCAUGGCCAGGCGGGAGCAGAACCGGUCGCGCCACUUCCACAGGAAGGACAUCAUAUACUGGACACUCGAGUGGAGGUUUAAUUCAAUAGAUAUUAUCCUAACGGACCACCAGAUAGAUGAGCAUGCAAGCUUGCUAUCUUUAUUGGAAAAACAUCUGAGUCCUACGCCUUUGAAGGACCAGCUUACACCAUAUCGCAAUACUGAAUUGCGUGAUCUGAAAUUGUUCAUUCAAAAGUCUGCCAAGGAUUCAAAGUCACCAUACCGACAGCUCAACAUAGAAGAGCCCUUGCACACCCAACUGAGGGGCAUCCUUAUUGUCGAAUACCCAACUAUUAAUGUCUUUCUGCCAUCAGAUACUUGUGAGUUUGAAGUAGAGAAGUUUGUAAACAAGAUCAGAAAUGAACAGCCCCCUGGCAGCUCAAAUGAUAGCCCUCCCAUAGAAGGCACCGAGUUUCAGGAGGAAGAAAUAGAGGAAGGUGAAAUGGUACCAGAGACACAGGUUAUAGAUCUCAAGGAUCGUGGACCUUCACGCACCACUAAUCUGACUUCACUGGCGGAUACGAGUGGAUCUAAGGUAGAUAGCAACAAGGGAGAUUCUUCGGUGCUGUCGUAUAUCCGCAGUCUGGGAUUAGAUGGUCUGCGGGGAAAACUUAAUCAACACAGCAAAAUUGAACCGAAGACGCCUUCUUGGACUACCGAGCCUAAAUCUUGCAUGAAAGUCUAUCCGCUGGACUCGGAGGAAAGUGUUGAUGGUUGGAGCUUAGAGAGUCAGGCCAUUGACCUCGAGGAGCAUGCAACUUCACAUCCUUUCAACAGGAGUCCAGCCAAACUUACGACUAUCCCUAACACAGAAUGCAAGAUGGAUUCUUCAGUCCUGUGCCCCAUCAGUAUUCUAGCAUCUGAUGGCUUUAGUCGUCCCCAGGAAGAAUAUUAUGAACAAAACAAGCUGGCACCAAAUACAACUCCUGAAGCUCUAAAAAGGAGGUCCCGCGUGAAAGUCUAUCCACUGGACAUGGACACCGAGGACGCCCAGGGGCUGUUCUCGGAGGCGCCCAACCAGGAGUUUGAACUGGACGCGCAAAAUGCUUAUGAAGAAGACCUGUUUGGGGACAUGGAUCCCGACGAUUUCCUCAACUUCGAUCUCGAGAUAAUGGACGAAGGAUCCUUCGAAAUAAGGUCCCCGUUCAAACUGUGGGACGACUUGGAGGAAGGGGAGAUUCCUUCGCAGCUUUGAGGAGUAUG
This is a messenger RNA of Lolium rigidum, 1676 nucleotides long. RefSeq names its product putative box C/D snoRNA protein SPCC613.07. Lineage: Eukaryota; Viridiplantae; Streptophyta; Magnoliopsida; Poales; Poaceae. The transcript is spliced from 5 exons. The record is from RefSeq and is a predicted model, not a curated record. Gene Ontology annotation, cellular component: pre-snoRNP complex; nucleus. Bases 1 to 1668 code for a protein of 555 amino acids. Gene Ontology annotation, biological process: box C/D snoRNP assembly; snoRNA localization; maturation of LSU-rRNA from tricistronic rRNA transcript (SSU-rRNA, 5.8S rRNA, LSU-rRNA).